AUGGAGAACUGGAGAUUACGGCAGUCAGCGAGAAGGAUGAGAAAUCGACGUGACGACAAUGGAGCUGAUGACGUUUGGCAGUUGAUUAUAUGCGAUGAUCCUGGACCAUUGGGGAGCAUGGAGCUAACUGUUCUUGGUGACUUGCUGGAUAGCAGUUUGAGCAGGAAGGAUUGCAUCGGACGCUACUACGGCAAGGAUGCCAAGUACAGGCCGUUCAGCGCGCUGCUGCCCGAAGGCUGGAGCGGCAAGGUGCUGUACGUGAAGCUCGUGCUCGUCCUCCUCAUGUGCGGCUCCUUCAUGGGCCUCCUCAACUCGCCGUCCAUCCACCUCGCCGAUGAACACCACCACACCACACAGCCGCCAGAGGCGUCGAAAGCCAGCUGGAUGUCGCACCCCGACGCGGCGAACUCGGGGUACGCGUCGAGCCUGAGGAUCGACUGGUCGCAGAUCGAGACGGCGGCGAAGCACUUCGCUCCGGCAGGGGACGGUGGCGGCGGCACGCGGACGCGGGUGGCGCUGCUCAACUUCGACGACGGCGAGGUCGAGGAGUGGAAGGCGCGGAUGCCGCACACGGACGCCGCUCCGGUGCACCUGGACCACGUCGGGAGCGACGUCACCUGGGAGCACCUGUACCCGGAGUGGAUCGACGAGGAGGAGCUCUACGGCGCGCCGGCGUGCCCGGACCUGCCGGAGCCGACGGUGGCAACGGAGGAGGAGUCGUACAACGUCGUCGCGGUGAAGCUGCCGUGCGGGCCCGCGGCGAGCUGGUCCAAGGACGUGGCGCGGCUGCACCUGCAGCUGGCCGCGGCGCGUCUCGCCACGCGCGCGCGCCACGGCGGUGCUGCGGCGGCGCACGUGCUCGUGGUGAGCCGGUGCUUCCCGAUGCCGAACCUGUUCAGGUGCCGGGACGAGGUGGCGCGCGACGGCAACGUGUGGCUGUACAGGCCGGACGUGAGCGAGCUCAGCCGGAAGCUGGAGCUCCCCGUGGGGUCCUGCAAGCUGGCCAUGCCGUUCAGAGCGCUCGGCGAGCCGUACGUGUCGGCGGCGCCGCAGCGCGAGGCGUACGCGACGAUCCUGCACUCGGAGCAGCUGUACGCGUGCGGCGCCAUCACGGCGGCGCGGAGCAUCCGGAUGGCCGGGUCCGUGCGGGACAUGGUGGCGCUGGUGGACGAGACGAUCAGCGCGCGGCACCGCGGCGCGCUGGAGGCGGCCGGGUGGAAGGUGCGGACGAUCCGGCGGAUCCGGAACCCGCGGGCGUCGCCGGACGCGUACAACGAGUGGAACUACAGCAAGUUCUGGCUGUGGACGCUGACGGAGUACGAGCGGGUGAUCUUCCUGGACGCCGACCUGCUGGUGCAGCGGCCCAUGGAGCCGCUGUUCGCGAUGCCCGAGGUGAGCGCCACGGGGAACCACGGCGCCUACUUCAACUCGGGCGUCAUGGUGGUGGAGCCCUGCAACUGCACGUUCCGGCUGCUGGCGGACCACGUCGGCGACAUCGAGUCGUACAACGGCGGUGACCAGGGGUACCUCAACGAGGUGUUCUCGUGGUGGCACCGCCUGCCGUCGCAUGCCAACUACAUGAAGCACUUCUGGGACGGGGACACGGCGGAGCACGCCGCCGCCAAGCGCCGCGUGCUGGCGGCCGACCCGCCCGUCGCCCUCGCCGUGCACUUCGUCGGCCUCAAGCCCUGGUUCUGCUUCCGGGACUACGACUGCAACUGGAACGUGCCGGCGCUGCGCCAGUUCGCCAGCGACGAGGCGCACGCCCGGUGGUGGAAGGUGCACGACGCCAUGCCGCCGCGACUCCAGGGGUUCUGCCUGCUGGACGAGCGGCAGAAGGCGCUGCUGCGGUGGGACGUCGCGCGGGCGAGGGAGGCCAACUUCUCCGACGGACACUGGAGCGCCCGGAUCGCCGACCCGCGCCGGAGCAUCUGCGCCGGCGGCGACGCCGAGGCCUGCCGCGAGAGGGAGAUCGCCGGCCGCCGGGUGGAAGGGAACCGGAUCACCACGUCGUACGCCAAGCUAAUUGACAAUUUCUGA
Messenger RNA from Miscanthus lutarioriparius, 2040 nucleotides. The record is from the annotation of a GenBank genome assembly. NCBI's taxonomy places the organism in Eukaryota, Viridiplantae, Streptophyta, Magnoliopsida, Poales, Poaceae.